AUGGGGCUUCCGGCGCUGCAGCGGAUCAUCUCCAUGCAGCGGGAGCGGCGCCGCCGGCAAACGCGAGCCCAUGGAAAUGAGCUAGCCUGCCUUCUAGCCAAUUCUUUUGCUUUGCAGCAGUUGGGACUCAGCCAUUGCAGCAAGAUAAUUAGACUGAAGAUACCUUCCCUGCUGCAGCGGCUCAUCACCCUUGAAGUGUCUGCAUGUAAGAGGCUGCAGACAAUAGAGAUUGAAGCUCAAUGUUUAUCCAAAUUUUGGUUUACUGGUGAGUGGCUAGUACAACUCUCGUUUGGAGAAGCAUUGCAAUUGAAGACCCUAGACAUGCACUGUCAUGGUGCUGUCUGUGAGGCUCGUGCCAAUCUUCCGUCCACCUUUCCAAAUCUUGAAACACUUUCUGUAUUUUCAUAUUUUGAGAUGGUCAAUACACCGAUGGUCGGUAGCAAAUUUCCAUUCCUCAAGCACUUGACUGUUAAACUUGCUGCAGCCCCAGCCUAUGAUUAUUGUUCUCUUAUAUCGUUUUUUGAUGCUUCUCCUUCCUUGGAGACGUUCUUCUUGAAUGGGUUCCAGGCAAGCAUGCAACAUCCAUCCAUUUUGGCAGAUCCUUCAGGUCGGAGGCGGAUGCCGAAGCAGUGCCAUGACAAGCUCAGGAAUGUGACUAUUGCUGGUUUCUCCUCUGCAAAGAGCUUGGUUGAGCUAACAUGUCAUAUUCUUGAGAGUUCAGAGUCACUUGAGUGUCUUACAUUGGACGCCACAGAAGGAUAUGAUUACCUUAGGUGUUCUGUCAAUAGAUCUGGCAAAUGCUUCUGCAUGCGCAGGGAUGCCAUCUUGGAGGCUCGUCGUGGGCUCUUGGCUAUCAAGACAUACAUCGAGGGAAUUGUUCCACCGAAAGUGAAGUUCACUGUUGUGGAGCCUUGCAGCCAGUGCCAUGUUGUUGAGCUUUAGAUGACAGGUUAUCCGACAAUAUACUCAUACAGUGUCCUAGUAUAUGUUAAUUUCUAUGUUAAACGCUUUAGGUGAAGGUGAAACCGAUAGACUCCCA
Triticum urartu is the source of this 1039-nucleotide messenger RNA. RefSeq lists its product as uncharacterized. Lineage: Eukaryota; Viridiplantae; Streptophyta; Magnoliopsida; Poales; Poaceae. The record is from RefSeq and is a predicted model, not a curated record.